This is a messenger RNA of Bubalus bubalis (water buffalo), 531 nucleotides long. It is a transcript of the gene IL10, whose product is annotated as interleukin 10. Gene Ontology annotation, biological process: immune response. NCBI's taxonomy places the organism in Eukaryota, Metazoa, Chordata, Mammalia, Artiodactyla, Bovidae. Gene Ontology annotation, molecular function: cytokine activity. The record is from RefSeq and is marked provisional. Gene Ontology annotation, cellular component: extracellular region.
AGCUCAGCCCUGCUCUGUUGCCUGGUCUUCCUGGCUGGGGUGGCAGCCAGCCGAGAUGCGAGCACCCUGUCUGACAGCAGCUGUACCCAGUUCCCAACCAGCCUGCCCCACAUGCUGCGGGAGCUCCGAGCUGCCUUCAGCAGGGUGAAGACUUUCUUUCAAAUGAAGGACCAACUGGACAGCUUACUGUUGACCCAGUCUCUGCUGGAUGACUUUAAGGGUUACCUGGGUUGCCAAGCCUUGUCGGAAAUGAUCCAGUUUUACCUGGAAGAGGUGAUGCCACAGGCUGAGAACCACGGGCCUGACAUCAAGGAGCACGUGAACUCGCUGGGGGAGAAGCUGAAGACCCUCCGGCUGCGGCUGCGGCGCUGUCAUCGCUUUCUGCCCUGCGAAAACAAGAGCAAGGCGGUGGAGCAGGUGAAGAGAGCCUUCAGUAAGCUCCAAGACAGGGGUGUCUACAAAGCCAUGAGUGAGUUUGACAUCUUCAUCAACUACAUAGAAACCUACGUGACAACGAAGAUGCAAAAGUGA